AUGAAGCAAGUUAUUUCGAACUGCAAUUCCGGUACUUUAAUUGAUUUGGUAUUUUCUUGGAGUCUUCAAGAUGUACUCAAUCAUGAGCUAUACAAAACCCAGGUGAAAGAAAUUCCGCUUUCAUUUUCCUCAGAGCAGCAUUAUUUUGAUUCAUUUAAAUUUCCGAUAUUGGAAGAAACAAGAGCUGAACUGUCUUCCAAGCUACAAACUAUAUCCAGAGCCCCAUAUGCUGAAAUUGAAUCACUAGAGGAGACCAAUGCACAUGGAAAAUCAUGUGUUUAUAACAUCAAGGUUGAUUUUUGGAUAAACAACCAUGAUAGUGUUUAUUUGGAAGCAGCACUGGGAAAGAAAUGGAUAUUGGCCUUGGCUGAAACAGUUCUGGAAGAUAAUUUUUCCUUGAAAGUAAAAGCUUCUCAUUUUCAUGUGAUUGGUGCAGAAAAUGUUGUUGGGAAACAAUUAUUUUUGGUUUUCUUGAUGAAUAUAACAACAAAUGAAAGAAUAUGGAAUUCCCUCCAAAUGUAUGGAAAUAUAUCAAUCAUCAGGGAAGUUUUGUGUUCAGAGCAGGUGAAGGAGAAUAUGAGGCUUUGUUCUGAGCAGCAGAAUUGUUGCUUGGUGAAAGAGUGUGAUGCAACUUUGUUGUCGAAUCUAAAUGAAUCACAGAAAAAGGUAGUUAUGGAUACACUUUGUAAAGUUCAGUGCAACUGCAAAGCUAGUGUUCAACUUAUAUGGGGUCCACCAGGGACAGGGAAAACUAAAACCCUUAGUGUUUUGCUCCUCAAUUUGUCAAAUAUGAAUUGUAGGAUUCUUGUUUGUACCCCAAGAAACAUUGCAGUUGCAGAAUUGGGUGUCCAGUUUCUAAAGCUAGUUAAAGAGUCAUACAAGACAAGGAAUGUGAAGGAUUCUUUGCACCAUUCAUGGGGUGACGUUCUAGUAUUUGGAAAUCUAGAGGGAACGGAACCUAUUUCAGAACUAGAAGAGAUUCAUUUGGAUUAUCGCGUGAAAAGGCUUUUGGAGGUAUUCGAACCUCACAGUGGUUGGAGGAAUUCUGUUAGGAAAAUGAUUGAUCUUCUUGAAGUUUGUGUUUCUUGGUAUAGAUUCUUCAAAAAUGAAACUGAAAAGAAGGAAGUUAGUAGCUUGAACAAUGCUAGCAAAGAAGUCUCCAAGAUUUUUCUUGAGUUUUUAAGAGAAAGAUUCAGUUCUCCGUCAUUACAAAUUAAGAAUUGCAUCUCAAUUCUCUGUACUCAUUUGUCCAGAAAUUUCAUACCAGAUUAUAAUCUUGAACAAAUUGCUGAACUUGUCAAUUCGCUUGAUUCAAUUGAAUUGCUGUUCACUCAAAUACAUGCAACUUCCGAAGAACUUCUGGAGGUGGAUUUUUCGAAUUCAACUAGAACUGAGGGUUGUCAAUCUGUCGUGAAUACACUAACCCUUUUUUAUUUGAGGAUAAAGGAAUGUAUUUCUAGUCUUCAAACUCUGCUUCAUUUCUUUGAUGGACUUCUUCCAACUGCCAUGGAUACAGCUUCAGCAAAGGAUUUCUGUUUCAAGAUGGCUUCCUUAAUAUUUUGCACUUGUUCUUCUUCAUAUGAACUGCAUUCAUUGGCAAUGGGGCCACUGAACUUGUUAAUAGUUGAUGAUGCUGCACGGUUGAAAGAGUGUGAAUUGUCCAUUUCCUUGCAACUACCAGGUCUGAAACAUGCUGUUCUUUUCGGUGAUCAUUGCCAAUUACAAGCAUCCAUUUGUAGCAAUGUGAGUAUACUGGACGUAAGAAUUACUAGGAUAGAGAAAUGUACAAGAUCGGUUUCUGCAAAAGCUGGUCUUGCAAGAAGCCUGUUUGAACGCAUGAUCUUGAGGGAUGUGCCAAAGAAGGUUUUGGAUUUGCAGUAUAGGAUGCAUCCAUUCAUUAGUUCAUUCCCAAAUUCUAAGUUCUAUGCAAAUCGAAUAUUGGAUGCCUUGAAUGUGAGACAAAAAGAUUACUGUAAACACUAUCUUCCAGGACCACUUUUUGGCCCAUAUUCUUUCAUUAAUGUUUCUUGUGGAAAAGAAGAAAUGGAUUAUUUUAAAUAUAGCAGGAAAAAUAUGCUUGAGGUUGCUAUUGUGGUAAAAAUCAUAGACAAUCUAUACAAAGCUUGGAAAGAGUCAAAACAGCAGCUUAGCAUUGGUAUAACUUCUCCAUACACAGCACAAGUACUUGAAAUACGGGAGAGACUUGAACAGAAAUACAAGUGCUUUGACGGGUUUAAAGUGAAAGUGAGGCUAAUCGACGAGUUACAGGGUGAAGAAGACGACAUAAUAAUUUUGUCCACUGUAAGAUCAAAUUGUGGUGGUUCGAUUGGACUUCUUUCAGAUCUCCAGAGAACUAAUGUUGCUUUGACAAGGGCCAGACACAGUCUUUGGAUUUUGGGGAAUGAAAGAGCUCUAUCUGAAAGUGAAUCAUUCUGGACACAUAUUGUCCAUGAUGCUAAGGAACGUCAGUGCUUCUUCAACUUCGAUGAAGACGAAAACCUUAGGAAAUUUAUAAUAGAAGUCAAGACAGAGCUCGAUCAAUUUGAUGAAUUGCUUGAUGCUGAUAGUUUUCUUUUCAGAAGUGCUAGAUGGGAGGUGAUAAAUUCUGAUUUCAUAUUCAUUGUUACAUGCUAUAUUGAUUACUACUUGGACUUUUCAGAUCCAUCAUCAUACAUUCAAGCCUUGAAGGUUUGGGAUAUACUGCCACUAGUAGAAAUUCCAGAGUUGGUUAAAAGUCUUGAUAUCACAUUCUGUACUUACACCGAUGAGUAUAUUAAUCGCUGCAAGGAAAAAUAUCUUGAAGGAGUUCUGGAAGUUCCAAUGAGUUGGGAAAAUGCCAAUGUUAUUGUCUGCCAUAAGAGAUCUACUGAAGCUCUUAAUGGAACAAGCAGCAGCAGCUUGUUACUAAUGAAAUUCUACUCCUUGUCAUCUGGUAUUGUGGAUCAUUUGAUCACAAGCUGUGGUGGUGAAGAAAUGGAAUUUCCUUUUGAACUAAGUAGCCAAGAAUUGGAGAUUGUUCAUUUCAAUAGAAGCUCUUUUGUACUAGGGAGGUCGGGGACUGGAAAAACAACUGUUUUGAUUGGAAAGUUAUUUCAGAAAGAGCGGCUACAUCAUAUAGCUUCGGAAGGUUUUCAUGAAUUAAACUGUUGUAUUUCCAAGGAUAAUAAAACGGAGGAUGGUGAAAGCGCUGAAGAGAUCAAGGAAUCUCAUCUAAGGCAAAUUUUUGUGACAUUUAGCCCUAAUCUUUGUUAUGCUGUUAAACAACAUAUUUCAGGCUUGAAAAGAUUUGCUUGUGGUGGGGAUUCUUCGAAAGAGAGCACAACAGCUCGUUUGGAUGACAUUGAUGGAUCGAUGGAGUUUACAGAUAUACCAGAUUCUUUUAUUGAUCUGCCUCCUAAAUUAUACCCUCUUGUUAUAACCUUUCAUAAGUUCCUCAUGAUGCUGAAUGGUACAGUAGGCAGUUCAUUCUUUCAUAGAUUCCCAGAAGCAAGAGGGCCUUCUCAAGGCAAUACAAGUAGUUCAAAGUCACUGGCUCUAAAAACUUUUAUUAGAAUGAAGGAAGUUAAUUUUGACAAAUUCAAAUCAUCUUACUGGCCCCAUUUCAGUAUGCACCUACCCAAGAAUCUUGAAUCGUCCACUGUUUUCACAGAAAUAAUGUCUUAUAUAAAGGGUAAGUUGCAAUCUGGGAAGGCUUGUGAUGAUAGACUUCGGACGGAUUAUAUUUCACUAUCUGGGAGGCGGGUGUCAAAGUUAAGCAUGCAAGAAAGAGAGAGUAUAUGA
This is a messenger RNA of Ziziphus jujuba (common jujube), 3780 nucleotides long. RefSeq lists its product as uncharacterized. The record is from RefSeq and is a predicted model, not a curated record. NCBI's taxonomy places the organism in Eukaryota, Viridiplantae, Streptophyta, Magnoliopsida, Rosales, Rhamnaceae. Bases 1 to 3780 code for a protein of 1259 amino acids. Gene Ontology annotation, molecular function: helicase activity. The transcript is spliced from 10 exons.